This is a messenger RNA of Saccostrea echinata, 617 nucleotides long. Its product is annotated as biogenesis of lysosome-related organelles complex 1 subunit 4-like. Lineage: Eukaryota; Metazoa; Mollusca; Bivalvia; Ostreida; Ostreidae. The record is from RefSeq and is a predicted model, not a curated record. Gene Ontology annotation, cellular component: BLOC-1 complex. The transcript is spliced from 5 exons. Bases 25 to 576 code for a protein of 183 amino acids.
UAAAGUAUAUGUUUGUCAGCAGUCAUGGAAGAAGACACUAAUCUUGCUUCAGAGACAGAAAGCAGCCCCGAAUCCCAAGAAAAAACACCUGAUAGCUUUAUUGAAGAUCUUGCAACUGAUUAUGUCAAUUACACUCAGUUUGACUCUGCCAAAGAGAAAGAAAAAUUCAAUGAGAAUAUAGAAGGAAUGCUCACAAAGCUAGAGGAAUUCUGUGGUUUAGUUGAUAUGAUUAGAGCAGAUACUAAUCUAUGUUUAACAGAAACACUACCUAGAAUACAGACAAAAUGUACACAGAUGCAAGAAAUAUUUGAGAAAAUUGACAAAUUAGAGGCCUUUGUGGGAAUGGUGAAAACCAAUGUAAGUGUGCUAGAGGAGUGUGUUAACAAAGCAGAGGAUGAAAUGGGAUCCCUAAGUGGUCUGAAGAAGAUGCUUUCUUCCUUUGUUGGACCAAAAAAAACAGUUUCAAAAUCAGACAAAAAGGCAGUUUUCAACCCCCCUGAAAUUUUCAGCACCAAGGACUUUUUUCCAGGACCACAGGAAAAUGUGCAAAUAGAAGACACACCUGCAGAGAACUGACUCAAUUAAAGUGAUAAAAAUUAACAUUCCAGAAUCGGAUC